AUGGACCCGGUUCGGCUGCUGCUGGUGAUGCCGAUGCUGCUGAUGAAGUUCUCUAUCAAAACCCAACAGGAUCCAAAAGAAAGCGGAGAAACAGAGAAGGACGAAGGACCGUCCGUCCUCGGCCCUGGUUUAGCUCAUCUGACCUCAGGAAGCAGCAGCGCGUCAGGAACGUUCCCCGACAGUUUCCUCCACGGAACAAGAACCAAACGCUACGCCAUCAACCCGCUGGGACACAAGUGGACCCACCACAACAUCACAUACAGGAUCACCAGGUUCCCCAGCACCUUGAACGUGGAGGACACCAGGAAGGCCAUUAGCAUCGCCUUCACCAAGUGGAGCGACGUGUCUCCUCUGACCUUCAUCGAGGUCCCAGAAGGAAACAACUCGGUGGACAUCACCAUCGGCUUCCACACCUUCAACCACACUGACUGCUGGUGGUCUCCUCUCCACCCGUGUUUCGACGGUCUAAACGGAGAGCUGGCCCACGCCUUCCUGCCGCCACGAGGAGAAAUUCACUUUGACAACCACGAGUUCUGGAUUCUGGGCAAGUCCAGAUUCAGCUGGAAACAGGGGGUGUGGCUCAACGACCUGGUCCAAGUUGCUGCCCAUGAGAUCGGCCACGCUCUCGGGCUGUGGCACUCCAGAGACCCUGAGGCCCUGAUGCACCCGAACGCCACCUACACCGGCCAGAGGAACGUGGCCCAGGACGACGUGUGGGGCAUUCAGAGGCUUUACGGUUGUCUGGAUAAGAAGCGAGUGUGUGACCCGUGGGCUCGACUUGGCUUCUGUGAGCGGAGGAAGACCUUCAUGAAGAAGAACUGUCCUCAGCGCUGCAGCCUGUGCUUCGCCCAUUUCCUGUCUGACUCCGCAGAACCUCUAGAAGCUGUUACCACGCCGACCCCGUCACCAGCCAACAUCAAAAUCAAGGUGGUUCCACGGGGGAAGGUGGUGGGUUUCCGCUGUGGAACCAAGAACCCUCGAUCUCCCCCCAAAGUCAGCUGGUACAAAGACGGGGAGAAGAUCGUGACCUCCAUCCCCGGGUACAUCGUCAUGAAGGACCGAGACCUUCGCAUCGUGGCCAACGAGUUCAACGAGGGCGUCUACACCUGCCGCGUCCACCGCCAGGGCGACGCCGUCUCCGCCAACUCCUGGGCGAUCCGCCUGAAGCCGGGGCGGCCGUCCAACAGCUGAGGCAAAGCGGAACCGCCCGCUGAGAACAGAUCUGCGCGGGUGCAGAGGAUCACACGGGUCUUUGGCACCACAGAACUCUCCAGGUGUCCCUCGGGUUCAAAGCGGGCCCACCUGAGACCCGGCCGUGGCAGCUCUACUGUGGGAGCCUGUUCCCGUGUUCCCCGUCCUCCCGUGGAACCUCCUGAACCUGUGUUCCACAUUUGGACUGGCAACAUUUUUGGCUGAAGACGAACAAACACAGAAUAUUAUGCUCAAAUGUUUUUGAUAAAUCUUCCCAGGGAUUUCAGAUGCUUUUUGAAAAAAAGGUUCUGAACCCAAAAGUCUAAUUGGAUCUCACAUCUGAUCCUAAAGAUCAGCAGUUUGUCCCAAUAUUUCAGGUUCUCCUCUUUAUAUUUCUUUUUAUUCAUUAUUUUUGAUAUAUUGAUGUUUGAUCACAUUCUUGUGAACAAGAAUGUGUAACCUUUUAUAAUUCUUCUUCAAACAUUUGAAGAACAGUUUAAUUUUCAGACCGUAUUUAAUCACAUUUAUGCUCGUUUACAUCCAGUUUAGUGUUGAAACAUCGGAACCGGUUCGUAACUGACCGGACUCUGAUAACGUGAGAUAAACAAUUUAAAUGAUUGGAGCAGGGGUUUAAAUAAUAAACAGAAUAAAAUAUAAUUCUGUCCUUUA
Betta splendens (Siamese fighting fish) is the source of this 1860-nucleotide messenger RNA. It is a transcript of the gene mmp23bb, whose product is annotated as matrix metallopeptidase 23bb. Lineage: Eukaryota; Metazoa; Chordata; Actinopteri; Anabantiformes; Osphronemidae. Gene Ontology annotation, cellular component: extracellular matrix. Gene Ontology annotation, biological process: collagen catabolic process; proteolysis; extracellular matrix organization. The transcript is spliced from 9 exons. The record is from RefSeq and is a predicted model, not a curated record. Gene Ontology annotation, molecular function: metalloendopeptidase activity; zinc ion binding. The coding region runs from base 1 to 1191 and encodes 396 amino acids.